Molecule: messenger RNA, 1576 nt
Organism: Mercurialis annua (annual mercury)
Lineage: Eukaryota; Viridiplantae; Streptophyta; Magnoliopsida; Malpighiales; Euphorbiaceae
Product: F-box protein CPR1-like
Exons: 1
Coding region: 140-1360 (406 amino acids)
Molecular function (GO): protein binding
Source: RefSeq, a predicted model, not a curated record
UUAAGAGUAAAAUUAUAUUCCAUACUUUAUCUCUAGUGUGAAUCUGUGAUUAACCCUAAUCCCAUAUAUUUCGUACUCUAUCUCUACAAUAUUAACCCUAAUCUCAUAUUUCUCAAGCAGCCAACCCAUUGAUCUCAGAAUGUCAGAAUCGCUAUCAGUCGACAUUCUGCCCAGCAUAUUCUCUCUUUUACCCGUCAAAUCUCUCCUGCGCUUCAGGUCUUUGUCCAAAUUCUGUCGUUCCUUAAUCGACAGCCCCGAAUUCAUCAAUUCCCAUCGUCCUCAAACCAAUCUCCAUCGCAAACUCGUUCUCGCCGAUUGGCGCCUCGACGGUUGCACCCACACCAUAGACAUAGAUCCUGACCCAAGCCUUUUGAGUGAAUAUCUAGACGAUUCACUAAUUAUCAGCCCAUUGAAAAUCAAAAGCAGGCGCAAGCCUUUCGUGGAAACUCCUGACAGUUUCAUCCCUGUAAAUCCUGACGGCGUGUUCGGAUCUUGUAAUGGUGUGGUUGCUAUAUAUAACAAACAAGGAAUCACUCUAUGGAAUCCGUCGACGAACAAGUUCAAAUCUUUUCCCCUUUGGGUAGUCGAUAUUCUGUUUGAUGGAUUCGGGUAUGAUCCAGUGUCUGACGAUUAUAAGGUUAUUAUGGUCACUAAACUAUAUUCUGAAGAUUUUUUAAGAGUCAUGAUAUAUAGUGUGAAAAAUAAUUCAUUAAGAAGGAUUCAAGAUCUUCACAGUCCUGAACCUAACUCGUGUCGCGACAAUUAUGAGUACUCGGGUGUUCUUGUGGGUUCCUUCUUGCAUUGGAUAGCGCAUCCUCGUGACGAAGGAUCUUCAUUUUAUAAUUUCAUUCUUGCAUUUGAUCUUAGCGGUGAAACGUUUCAUGAGGUGCCGCUGCCAUUGCCGCUGCCGAAGGAUACGAGAGAUGGAGACAGGAAAGUGUUGAAUAUGGUAUCGGAACUUGGAGGAUGCCUUAGUAUGAGCUAUUGUUUUCAGGGUUAUGUUGAUAUUUGGAUUAUGAAGGAAUAUGGAGUUGAAGAUUCUUGGACCAAACUGCUUACUGUGCAGUGUGGUCAUCAAGAUAAAUAUAUUAAUUUUUCUUCAGGAUUGAAACCUUUAUGCUAUUCAAAAGAAGGUGAUAAAGUUUUGUUCGACUAUGCUAAGGGGAAACACGUCAUUUUGUAUGAUCUAAAGAGUCGAACUUUAGACAUAAUCGACAUUUUUAAAUGCUGGUGUAGUGUGGUUAAGUCUGGAUUUAUAUGCACAACAACCUUAACAUUUCCCAUUAUUAAUGGUGGAUCGAGCAAGAAAUUGCCAACUAGCAAGAAAUUGCCAAGGAAGAAGAAUAGUAAGAAAUGUUGAGUCAAGCUAAGCUUUUCUGGUUUGGAGUUCCCUGGAUGAAGUGGUAUUUUUUUUUUGUCAAAGAUGAAGUGGUAUUAGUUAAUGCGUAUUAGGACGGAAGGAGUAGUUUUUAUUUAAUUUUCAAUAAAGAAAGCACUCCUUGAAAUUGAUAUUUUUAGCCAUUAAUUCUAUUUAUUUAUUUGUUCUUAGUUUGUCCAAAGAAUUUAGUCCAAAUAC